CUUCAGCCAUGGAGGAAGAUUUCUUAGAUGCACUAGCUGUCCACGAAGAACGCAUUUAUAAAACCACUUAUAACGAAGCGUUUCAGAAAGCACUGCAUUCUCCAUCACAUUCUUGCGAAGACCAGGAUACCGAUGAGGAUAAGCACCUACUUCACAACGCGUGGCGAGCUGGUGUAGAGCUUGGUGCUCAUUUGGCCUCAGAAUUGUGUUGCUACUAUGGGAUGGUGAGCGAGUUACUCUAUCUGGAUGGUAAGGCACCCGCGUCGCAAUCGUGUGGAAUGUCUCCUGUGGACAGUCCGAAGCGUGACGUAGCUAUCUGCCGCACGUCCCGUGAGUUACACGCAUUGUUGACUGUGUCACCUGGACUGCUUCACUUUGGCCCGGAUGGAUCGCCCAUUUCGAUGAAGGUGGUACAAGACACAUUUGAGGAAGACAUUGCUCGAAUUCGGAGCAAAGCCAAAGUGCUUUUCAGUCUACUCAAUAUGCCCAUGACGACGAAUUUGGUAACGACUUUGAGUUUCUAAAGCACAUAUUACCCGUCUUCAAUCGAUAUCCAUUUGUUAGCAUUCCCCUUAAAGCAUUUUGCUGUGAUGUACCUCCAUUCCUCCUGUAUGAGUGUUUUCUCUCCAGUUUUUUUUGCUCUGUGCUUACAUAUGAAGCAGCUUGUCUCUGUUCGAAUUACACGGCUGUGGUUGUGCGGUACCUGCUUUUAUCCUGAAUUUACCACACAAUCGGAUUGUAUCCGCAGGACCGAUCACGUUACUCGGCGAAUGCUGAAUACUGUAUGUGGAAGCAAGUAGAAGUUUAUAUCUGUACAACUCCAUCGCAAUAUAAUCAAA
Messenger RNA from Dicrocoelium dendriticum, 839 nucleotides. NCBI's taxonomy places the organism in Eukaryota, Metazoa, Platyhelminthes, Trematoda, Plagiorchiida, Dicrocoeliidae. The record is from the annotation of a GenBank genome assembly.